Molecule: messenger RNA, 1119 nt
Organism: Lineus longissimus
Lineage: Eukaryota; Metazoa; Nemertea; Pilidiophora; Heteronemertea; Lineidae
Product: putative olfactory receptor 10J6
Exons: 1
Coding region: 1-1119 (372 amino acids)
Biological process (GO): G protein-coupled receptor signaling pathway
Cellular component (GO): plasma membrane
Molecular function (GO): G protein-coupled receptor activity
Source: RefSeq, a predicted model, not a curated record
AUGGCAGACAACACGACUUGGAUACCAAACUAUUGGUAUACUUUCAUCGAACACUCCUCUCAGCAGCACGCGACCACUUGGGGACGCUGGAUGCGUCUAAUUGUUUUACCUCUUGUCCUGCUCAUUGGAUUCCCCGGAAACGCCUUGUCAGCGACCAUCAUGAGCAGACGAAGCAUGCGGCGCCAUUCAUACACCAUCAUUCUACAAACUUUGGCAAUAUUUGAUACAAGUUCUCUCAUUAUUCGCCUCCUCUUCUGGAUUAAUCUGCUGCAGUCGAUUUUGAGCCGAGAUGGUGUGGUGACGAUCCAAUCGCUCGCUGGAUGCAAAGCCACCGAGUAUUUCUUCACAUCCAUACAUAUCGUCUGCUCUUGGCUUGUUGUUCUUAUCUCAAUGGAACGUUUCCUUGUCGUCUGCUUCCCGAUCAGAAGCCGCCAAUGGUGUACCCGGAAGACCAGCCGCAUUGCUGUUGCCAUUCUUGUAACUAUGGCAUUCACCUUGCAGAGUUACUCCGCCAUCUUGACUCAGUACGCUCCGCAGAUCGGGUGCGUCAUGGCGCAGAACCACAUGUAUGCUCACUUCAUCAUCGCCACCAUAUUCGUGACUUUCGCACCGUUGGCACUGAUCUUUCUCUGUAACAUUGGCAUUAUCGUCUGCCUCUUCAGCGGGAUUCACAUCUCCAAUGCGUGCACCAGAGACGCACAGACGAGGAAGGUGACUUACAUGUUGCUAUCAGUCUCCUGUAGCUUCCUCGUCUUAGUUUUCCCCAAUGCCUUAGUGGUUCUGUUGAUCGGUCUUCGACAGGACUGGGCACCAGUGCUGGGCCAGGUGUUGGAGCCGCUCGCGUUACUGUGGGACAUAAACUUCGGCAUUAACUUUUACAUUUACGUCCUCUCGGGGAAAGAGGUGCGCAACGAAGUCAAGGACAUGUUCGGUUGCCGUAAAUCGGUUCGUGGAAACACACCAGGGGUGAAAUUCUUUGACCGACACCGCAGAAGGUUGUCCCUUGAUAUCAAUGCGGACCGCCUCAGUUGGCAAAGGAACACGUCCCAGUCCUCCCUGUCGACGCCUUCGACAGUGUCGACCAUUUCAUGGCGGAGUAGCAACGAGAGGUUUACAUGA